Molecule: messenger RNA, 1990 nt
Organism: Mollisia scopiformis
Lineage: Eukaryota; Fungi; Ascomycota; Leotiomycetes; Helotiales; Mollisiaceae
Exons: 5
Coding region: 1-1689 (562 amino acids)
Source: RefSeq, a predicted model, not a curated record
AUGAAGUACGAGACCGCAACCCUCCUCAUUGCCUUUUUUGGCCUCACCUCGGCAGCUCCUAUGCCAGCGCCUAAGAAUGUCUUCUCCAUUCCCCGCGCCAUGCUCAGAGGCCGUGAGGUUCCUCAAGAGCACUCCCACAACCGAUUCCUCGAUGGUGUCCGUGUCAACUUGAACAUCAACAACCCAGCAGGCAUCCAAGAUCCCGUUUUUGGUCUUCUCGGUAACGCCGCUGCCGCUGCUGGUGCAGGAACCAUCACCAACUUGGACUGUCUUCACCAAGCUACCGCCGAUCAAGCUUUCACCAACGCCAAGGCUGCUGGAAAUGUCACUGGUCAAGCAGAUGCUUUGAUGUAUGCUGCUUUGGAGAGAAACACUGGAUCCGUUGGACUCGCUAGUGUUAUCUGCAACGAGACUGCUGUCAACCCGGAGAUUGAGGCUGUGCAACAACAUCAAGAUCCUGCUUCUUCCGGAGCCGCCGCUGGCAACAAGGCUGUUGUUCUUGCUCUCGCCCAGCAACUCGCUUCCAUUGGAGCUGAUCCCCAAGAAGCUCUUCUCUCUGGUACCUUUGCACCAGGAAACCUUGACGACAACACUGGUAAAGGAAACACCUGUGACGUUGCAGAUGAUGUUGAAGGAUGUAUCUUCUCCCAGAACCUGCUCGUCGAUGAUGCCACUGCUGCCGAAAUCACUGCCGCCGUUGCCAACAUCGCCGUCUCCAGCUCUUCCAGUGCUUCCAGCGCUUCCAACUCCACUGCAUCCGCCGCCGGCGUAGCUACUUCAGCCGCUGCUGAAGCCUCAGCUUGCCCUGCCGCCGAUUCUUCGGCCACUGCUGACUCUGCUGCAAGCGCCACAGCCGCCACUGCUGCCGGAACCAACGUCCAAACCUUCACCGGAACUCUCGGUGGAGCCGCCCCCGCAGUCGUCUCCUCCACCGGAGAACGCCCAUUCACCGUCAACGGCAACACCUUCGUCGGCGAAGGCGCUGCUCUCCAACGCUCAUGCUCCAUCCAAAACACCAACUGCGCCAACGCCGCCAACUCCGGUUCCCUCGCCGGAACUUCAGUUGCUGACUGCAAUGCCCAAGAAGCUCAAUGCAACGCCGCCGCAUCCACAAAGAUAAAGCGCGCUGCCCUCGACUUCGGCACUUGCUCCGACCCCGCCAUCGAAUUCGCCGUUGGCCUCGACGGCCGUACCCAAGCUUCCUUCCAGGCCGUCAACCAGGAUGACUUCAACCACGGCUCCGCAUUGAACAUCGGCGUCAUCGCUUCUUUCAUCUGCGGUCAACUUUCCUCCAGCUGCAAAGCGGGCGCUGAUGCCAUUUCCGCCUGCACCGCUGCUCAAACCGCUGCUGCCGCAGCCACAGGCCAAGCAGCAGCCGACGCCUUCAACUCCGCGCUCGGCGUCUCCGCCGCAAAACUCAAAUUCACCCGCCGCGCCGCCGCCUCCGCCAACGUACAAACCUUCACCGGCACCCUGGGCGGCGCAGCCCCCGCUGUCGUGGAGUCCUCUGGCGACCGUCCCUUCGCUGUUGAUGGCGCGACGUUCGUCAACAAAGCGGCGGCGCUGCAGAGAUCGUGCUCCGUGCAGAAUACUGCGUGUUCCAAUGCCGCGAACUCGGGGAGUUUGGCCGGGACCAGUGUGAGUGAUUGUAAUGCGCAGGAGGCGGCUUGUAAUGCUGCUGCUGCGUAAGUAAGGUUUGAGUUUCGAGUUGGAGGUUUUCUGGAAUUUUUGGUUUGGGUGAGUGAGUAAGUGAGUGAGUGAGUGGUUACUGGAUGACAUGUAUAGGGGGCGAUAUCUUGUAAGGGGAGGGAGGGGAGGAUUGAGGAUUUUAGCGGUAGAUGGGCGGGUGACGGUUGCCCUUUUAAUUGAUAGGCGUUUCGAGAGAUCUUUUUGAUUUGAUGGUGGGGAGAGAGAGCAUUGAGGAGCGAGAUUUGUACAAUAGUGUACAGUACAGUACGUAUGAGACGAGAACACGAAUAACGGUCUGUUC